CGCUCUUGCUCGGAUCAGCGCAGGACGCAGGAGAUCGUCGCUCUCCAAGGUGCUGAAAGUCGGAGCGCUCCCUCUUCAGUCUCGCCUAUUGACGAUGAGGGCGACUUCAUCUAAAAACCGUGGACUUCAUCCGACUACAACCCUGGUUUUGGCUUAACAUCUUUUUAUUUUGAUUUUUUCCCUCUCUCUCUCUCUCUUUUUUUUUUUUUUUAACUUGGAUCUCUUAUUUCCCAUUCAUAUGCUGGAUGUAUAUACUGACUGCUGCUGCUUUCUAAUAUCCACCUGCAUCGUUGGGAAAUACUGAUGAAUGAAUGGACUCCGGAUGCUCAGGGAAACGCCACGGAGGAUUUUCUAAUCUAAAUUCUGGUUUUUUGUUUUUUUUUUUCUUCUUCACUGUGUAUGUAUGUGUGUGUGUGUGUCUGUUUUCCUGCCGCAUGUCUUUGGACGUAAACUGUGAUAUUGCUUCGAAAAGGUGAGUCCGGGGAGGAUGAUCAUGAAUCAGACCUACUUUUACGUGGAUAUCAGUACCUUAACAUUGGAAAGGGGGGACCAUAUCUCCCAAAAGGCUGGUGCUUAAUUGCUCUUAAACCCCAUCAUCACGACCGAGUGGGAGGAUUAUAGUAUCUUGUGGAUCCUGGUGAAUUUUUUACCCUGUGGAUAAAGUGAAGUUUCCGAUAGGCUAUAGACGACUGCCUUUUAAUCCGCUCUAGCCCUCUAUGUAUUGGGCUUUGUGGCUUCAGAUUAAGUGGAUAUCAAGCAAUUCCAGCUCGCCCAUCUUCACAAGUGAUGCUGAUGAUAAUGAAGUGCAGAACAGAUCCGGAGAGGAUACCGGGAGCCUAGGGGAUGACAUCCACACAAUCUGGUUGAACGUGGAUAUCGACGUCGAAGGCGAAGGAUGGGCCCUCCCCUGUCGUCCGCCUUCGUGCUCCUGCUGGCCCUGAACGCAGCGUCUCCGGCCUCGGUGGGUAACCCCGAGGAUUACGCGGCGGACGAGGCGGAGCGGACCGCCGGUGAAAACAUCGUCUUUGAUGACUACCGGGGGAAAGGAUGCGUGGAUGACAGUGGUUUCGUCUAUAAACUCGGGGAGCGCUUCUACCCGGGACACUCGAACUGUCCGUGCGUGUGCACAGAGGACGGGCCCGUGUGCGACCAACCCGAGUGCCCCAAACUGCACCCCAAGUGCACCAAAGUGGAACACAAUGGGUGCUGCCCCGAGUGCAAGGAGGUUAAAAACUUUUGCGAGUACCGGGGGAAAACCUAUAAAAUUCUGGAAGAAUUCAAGCCGUCACCCUGUGAAUGGUGCCGCUGCGAACCAAAUAAUGAGGUGCACUGUGUGGUGUCUGACUGCGCCGUCCCGGAGUGUGUCAACCCUGUGUAUGAGCCGGAGCAAUGCUGCCCCAUCUGUAAAAACGGUCCAAAUUGCUUUGCUGGAACAACGAUCAUCCCAGCCGGAAUUGAAGUAAAGGUGGACGACUGCACCAUCUGCCGUUGCCACAACGGAGACUGGUGGAAGCCGGCACAGUGCUUGCGGCGGGAGUGCCUCAACGGCCAGUCGUUGUCAUAGAGAGACUCCACCGAGGAUAGUGGAAAAGCUCAGGCAAGGCCCUGCCUACUGCACCAUUUUGUAUGAUUGACAGGGCAGGAGCACAAUUCCUAAGCAACCUGAGACAGUAUAGUUUCAGAGAGAUGCUCUCACAAGCUUCACAAAUACAAAUUUAGCCACUGAGAAGAUGGAACUUGUCUCAAGGCUCUUUCCACCCUCCAGUUUUAAUCAUCCUAUAUAUUUUCUGAAACUGACUUGCUUGACUUGCUGCUCUCACACAAAAAGUUUCUUAUCUCCUCAGACUCUCCUAAACAUCGGCAAUGAUAAAUUGCUCGUGUUGAUUUCUGUAUGUGUCAUCUGCUUGUUGUACUUGUCAUUCACUCUCACAGGUGUUGUAAAUUCCAACAGCAGGAAAACAAACCGUAAGCACACUUAACAGCGCUUUUUUUUUGUGUUAUAUAAAAAUAUUGCUGAGAGCACUGCAAAGGUGUGCUUGAGAUUCACAACUAAGAGCUUGUUUACAAGAUGCACAUCACAUAAAUGUUUGUGUCUUCUAAAGACUUUUUAUCACUAUGGCAGGAAUUCACCUCUAACACUUAUGAUGCGACUGUCAAUUUUAUAAACUGAUAUGAAAGUUCGAAAUUUUAUUGCUUGACAUAC
Molecule: messenger RNA, 2203 nt
Organism: Sphaeramia orbicularis (orbiculate cardinalfish)
Lineage: Eukaryota; Metazoa; Chordata; Actinopteri; Kurtiformes; Apogonidae
Gene: vwc2l
Product: von Willebrand factor C domain containing 2 like
Exons: 4
Coding region: 896-1564 (222 amino acids)
Biological process (GO): negative regulation of BMP signaling pathway
Cellular component (GO): AMPA glutamate receptor complex
Molecular function (GO): protein binding
Source: RefSeq, a predicted model, not a curated record